CGACUGGCGAGCUGCUCGCGCACAACCGCGAGGUGGGUUCAGACAGCAGCGCGAGCGAUGCGAGACGAGGGUUGCGUGGAAAACAGACUAGCAUAAACAACAAAAAACACCGAACCCUCCCUCGGCCGAGUAUCUUGUUUUUCCAGCGGCGUGAAAAUAAAGAAACCCACGGAGCAGCGAGCAUGUCGGUGCUAGCGCUGCAAGAGUACGAAUUCGAGAGACAGUUCAACGAGGACGAAGCCAUCCGAUGGAUGCAGGAGAACUGGAAGAAGUCGUUUCUCUUCUCUGCACUCUACGUUGCCUUCAUCCUCGGUGGCCGCCAUGUCAUGAAACAGAGGGAGAAGUUUGAGUUGAGGAAACCGCUGGUGCUCUGGUCGCUCACGCUGGCUCUAUUCAGCAUAUUUGGUGCCAUCCGCACCGGGAGUUUCAUGAUGUACAUCCUGAUGACCAAAGGGCUGAAACAGUCCGUUUGUGACCAGAGCUUUUACAACGGGCCCGUCAGCAAGUUCUGGGCAUACGCCUUCGUACUUAGCAAAGCACCAGAACUGGGCGACACUUUCUUCAUCGUCCUGAGGAAACAGAAGCUCAUCUUCCUCCACUGGUACCACCACAUCACCGUGCUGCUCUACUCCUGGUACUCCUACAAAGACAUGGUGGCCGGCGGCGGGUGGUUCAUGACCAUGAACUACUUGGUCCACGCCGUCAUGUACUCUUAUUACGCCCUGCGGGCGGCCGGCUUCAAGGUGUCGCGCAAGUUCGCCAUGUUCAUCACCCUGACCCAGAUCACCCAGAUGCUGAUGGGCUGCGUGGUCAACUACCUGGUGUACUCGUGGAUGCAGCAGGGCCAGGAGUGUCCAUCCCACAUGCAGAACAUUGUGUGGUCCUCCCUCAUGUACCUCAGCUACUUUGUGCUCUUUGUCCAGUUCUUCUACGAGGCCUACUUUGGCAAGUCCAAAUUAACGGCCUCGGCCGUCGCCAAGAAGAGUGAGUAAAGAAACGCCACGAGUACAGGAAGAGGGGCGAUAAUGACGACAAAGGGAUGAGCAGGGACCAGUGACUUGAGAUAUACUGUUUUGCGGUGAGGGGGGUUUGUUGGAAUGAAAGACGGGUGAUGCAGAGGUGGGGGUGGGGUGGUGGGGGGGCGGGAGGGUCAAGAGGAUGGCCGGUGUUUGUGCUUGAGCAUUGCUUCUAAUCUUAAACGCCUCAAUGGACGAGUCGUCUCCGUUAAGGGACGCCGAAGGAAGCGGCGGCGCCAUGAUCAGAACCCAUCGGUGACUUGACCACCUGAAGUUUAAAAUCUCUCUUUUUUUUUUUUAUAACCUAAUUAAAAUAUAACCACCCCCAAAAAAAAAAAUUAUAUAUAUAUAUAUACAUCCCAUCUGCCACAAGCAUAUGUUUACUUAGUAUUAAACAAAUAGAUAAAUUGGUGCAUAUGAAGAUGGACGGAGUCGACGUCAAUCCGAGUGUUUUUUUUGUCCGUCUGUUGUCAGUGUUGUUUCGUUUUUGAUCCGUCGAAGAAUAAGUUUGAAACGCUGGUGAGAGUUGGUGGUUGAUGAGAACUGACGGGGUGAGCGGCACUGUAUCUUCUGUGUCUUACGUUGCAAAAUGCGAUAUUUUCUCAGGUCUUAGGUUAUCUCUUUCUUAAUAUAUAACGUGCAUAUCGAGACAAAGUAGACAUGUUUAACAUCAGCACCGGUUUAGAGUAUGGAAAUUGACCCCGUAUGGCCGUUUAGUUGAGAAAAGUGUGAAUGAAGCUGAUUGGACUGACCGCCUCAGACCAUCACUCUGCUGCUAGGCAUGAUGGGAAACGGAUGCUGACGGUGCCCUGCAUCACCGCUCGUCAUGACCUCGCAGAAGUUGCCGAACACACUUGGAAAAUGACUUGCCGUUGAUUUCCAAACGCAUCUCCGUGCUGAAGGGGAAGAAAACGUGUCCGUUAGACACUGAAGGCUUAAAUGGAGGACACAAAUAUUUGUUUAGCAAAAGGAGAAGAAGAAAGUUGCAAAUUGUCGAAAUCUGCUGUA
Cyclopterus lumpus (lumpfish) is the source of this 2024-nucleotide messenger RNA. RefSeq names its product ELOVL fatty acid elongase 6 (gene elovl6). Gene Ontology annotation, molecular function: fatty acid elongase activity. Gene Ontology annotation, cellular component: endoplasmic reticulum membrane; endoplasmic reticulum. Gene Ontology annotation, biological process: very long-chain fatty acid biosynthetic process; sphingolipid biosynthetic process; fatty acid elongation, polyunsaturated fatty acid. The transcript has 4 exons. Bases 183 to 992 code for a protein of 269 amino acids. The record is from RefSeq and is a predicted model, not a curated record. Lineage: Eukaryota; Metazoa; Chordata; Actinopteri; Perciformes; Cyclopteridae.